AUGGCGAAACCGAAGCUCCAAUCACCCCCGCUCCAAAACAAAGGCGACAACAACCGCUUCUUCGACCACCGCCGCGAACACGCCCGAACCGAUUGGGACAAUGGCGGCCUCCCCCGCCCAGAAUGGGAAGCCCUCCUCCACGACUGCCGCCGCUUAGCAGAUGAAGCAGGCUUCUUCCGACUCUCGCUCCCAAAGCAGUACGGCGGUCGCAGCGAUGCCUCCGGCAGAGGGUCAAAUCUGUGGAUGGCAGUCAUAAGAGAACACCUAGCUUCGAAGGGGCUGGGCUUGUUCAACGAUCUGCAGAAUGAGCAUUCCGUUGUAGGAAACUUCCCGGAUGUGGUCAUGGUGAUGAAUUAUGGAAAUGCAAAGCAGAAGGAGGAGUUGAUUGGGGGCAGGCUGGAGGGAAAGGUGAGGAUUACGUUUGGGUUGACGGAGGCGGGGCAUGGGAGUGAUGCUACGCAUAUGGCUACGAGGGGGAGGCCGGAGAGGAGGAACGGUGUGGAUGGGUGGGUGCUGAGUGGGGGGAAGAAGUGGCAGACGGGGAUGCAUGCUGCGACGCAUUGUUUUAUUCUUGCGCGGACGCAGGGGAAGGACGGUCAGGCGAGGGGGAUAAGUUGUUUUGUGGUGCCGAGGGAAACGCCGGGGUUGGAGGUGGAGUCGUAUGAGUGGUAA
This is a messenger RNA of Didymosphaeria variabile, 672 nucleotides long. RefSeq lists its product as uncharacterized. Gene Ontology annotation, molecular function: oxidoreductase activity, acting on the CH-CH group of donors; flavin adenine dinucleotide binding. NCBI's taxonomy places the organism in Eukaryota, Fungi, Ascomycota, Dothideomycetes, Pleosporales, Didymosphaeriaceae. The transcript is spliced from 2 exons. The record is from RefSeq and is a predicted model, not a curated record. Bases 1 to 672 code for a protein of 223 amino acids.